This is a messenger RNA of Oenanthe melanoleuca, 5273 nucleotides long. It is a transcript of the gene FAM149B1, whose product is annotated as family with sequence similarity 149 member B1. The record is from RefSeq and is a predicted model, not a curated record. NCBI's taxonomy places the organism in Eukaryota, Metazoa, Chordata, Aves, Passeriformes, Muscicapidae. Gene Ontology annotation, biological process: protein localization to cilium; cilium assembly. The coding region runs from base 45 to 1805 and encodes 586 amino acids. The transcript is spliced from 15 exons.
GGGAGGAGCGGCGCGAUGGCGGCGGCGGGGCGGCGGCGCUGAGGAUGAUAUCGCGAUACGCGCGGAAGCCGGUGCAGCCUCAAGGACUCCCAAAACAUGCCUUGAGGCAUCACCCACUGCCGGAGCCACGGGCUCAGGUGUGCUCAGCCACACCCACGGCUGAAAACCUCGGCCAGACCUCCAGGGAGUCAGGAAUCCAUAAGGAGUUGGAAGAUCAUGGGGAUCCACGGACUGCUAGUCAGGGUUGUGCUGACACCUCCACAGAAGACAGCUCAGUCUUCUCCUGGGGCUAUGACGAAUUUGACAAAGCUGCCACUCAACAAGUUCAGCAGAUGUUCAGACAAAUUGAUGAGCUUCUGUAUGAGCAGAAAGAAAACGUUCAUGUUGAGGGACUGCGGGAAGAAUGCCACCAGUGGUCCUCCAGCUUUCCUCAUCUCAGGGUGGUGGGGAAGCAGGUGGUGGCCCCCACAGAUGAAGGGUAUGGAUGGUACUCGAGUUCCCCCUCGAGCAGUUUGGCUCCCUCAGAUGUAAGUUCACCACAGGAAAAGGAUUCUGAUGAAUUUAGGGUUUUGGGCAAGAAGGUGCCUCUUUAUGUUGCUCCUGCCUGCAAAAAGGCCGACCCUUCCAAGCCUCCAAUCUUGUGUUCCUCAGAGAGUGAUGAAGGGGAAGAGGAAGUCAUUCUCUCUGAAGGCAUAGUAGAGGAAUACUUGGCAUUUGACCACAGAGAUGUGGAGGAGGAGUUGCACGAGAGGAAAAUGGGACUGUCCUCUGGCAGACGGAAAUUGGGGUUUCCUCCUGUCUCUCCCUAUUCCUGCAUGAAGGAUUCCGUGCUCACGUUUGUGUUUGAUGACGUGUGGAGUGAAGUCCUGGUCUGCAUGGAAGAACUGAUCUGCAGGCACUGGGAAGGGUCAGCCUCUGAUGAUGAGAAAAAUAUCAUAACAGUAGAAACACUGCAAGCAGAUGCCAGAAGCCCUUUGCAGUUGGAUCCUCUGCCAGCACUGUUACCUCGGGUGCCACACACAAAGAUGCCCUCAGUGACAUCAAAUCUGUGCCCAAAACCCAGAGGUGGCCGCAAAAGCAAAAAGAGGAGAAAAACACCUCAAGUAACUCUCUCUCAAGGGUCAAGUAGUAGUUCUCAGCAUAAACUGAAUGGCUUGAUGGUGGUCCAUGGAAUCCAGUUACACCAAAGGAACCUGCCUGUAGUGGAGAAAACACUGGAGCUGGAUGACAAACGGCCAGGUUCGAGUUCCCUCCUCUCUACCCGGGCGUGGCCAAAUCGUCCCCUGGAGCUCAGCACCUCGUCCCUGUCCCGCUGCGCGAGGAGGAGGAACCCUCCCCCACGGACCCUGCAUCCCAUCGGGACCCCACGCUCCGGGGACGACGUCUGCAGGCGCCUCCUGACUGCACAGGAGCAGCUGACCUCACCCUCCCCACUGCUGCUAAACAGAAACCACCCCCUGCCACCCAUUGCCACCACCAGUGUGGCAGAGCAUGGGAGCACCACAGGACCUCACAGGCAAACGAAACCUCGAGGGAACUCAAGCUGUGCUUACACUGUCAUGACACCCGAAGACACUCACCAGCAGCUCCAGGAGCAGCUGCUCUUACCUGAUCCCUUCUCCAGGCCUAACACAACCAGCACAUCCUUGCCCCAUUCCCAGCGCCGCCGUUCUUGCACUGUUACUGAUUAUAGUAAUCAGUCCUGGACAAGGAGAGGAUCCACAAGUUCAGGUCUUCCACUGCGUGGCUCUGUGAAAGCCCAUGGCCGAAGUGGAUCAGGCACAAAAAGCAAACAGAGGCACUGACAUGCCAUGGAGAAGCAUCCACCCAUCCAUCCCUCUCCAGAGAGUUAUGAACCACCUUUCCUUCCCAGCAAGGUCAACGUUGUUUACACAUAGUUUUCAAGCACCCUUCCUUACAGAUAGUUAUUUUUAUAUAAAUCUAAGCAGCAGCUGCCAAAGAUUAGCAGGGGUGCACUUAAACAUUCCAUUUCCUGCCAGUAGAGAAAGUGAUGCUCCAGUGGGAGGGUGAGUACAUUCCAGUGAAGCCCAACUCCUAGGAAAUCCAGCAAACACUCUCAGUCUGUGCUAUUUUCCAUGAGGCUGGUCACAGGCUCCUGUCCUUGCAGGCUGCAGGUGCUGCAGGACCUGCUCAUUUUUCUCUUAGGAAGGUUAACCUGGCCUUCCAUAGCCAUAGCAAUUUACAUUUUUUAAGAAGUGUAUUUAUCUGUUUAAAUAUGUUUAAAGCAAUAUUGUACUGGCAAAAGCAAGCACUCAGUUUAGGGAAGUGAUGAAUGCUGUGGUAGCUGCAGCAGGUAUGAACACAAGUGUGUAGGACCAGCAGAGCAGGUGACCUGGCAUCUCCAAGGGCAGCACACCACUGCCUCUUCCUGAGUUGUAAUAAAACCUUUUACCUCUUCCUCAGUGACUGAAGAAGGUUGAACAGGCAAAAAGAAACUUCUUACUACAAAUAGUUUCAGACAGUACUCAGUACUGGUGAGACAUUUUAUGGUAAUUUCACAGAAUAGCUCAGUGUCCCUAUGUAAAAAUACCAAUAAUUACACAAGAUUUCUUCACUCCAAGGUAGAGUUCCAGAAGCCACUGAUGCAGUGGAGCUUUUAGAAGCUGCAUCUGCCUGUGUGACAGACCUAACAGAGGCAUUUGCUGGACUUGGCCUUGUGGCUCCAGAUAAAACAAAGCCAUCAAGUACAGGCUUCUCAAAAUAAGAGAUUAGUUGAAGGACUUACUCCCAAACAGUAAGUGCCAGACUGAAAUGUAAAAACAAGCUGAGGUAACUACUGACUGUAUUUAAACAAAGUUAGGACACUCCACAAAAACAGUUAUUCCUUUCUAGUCAAAUUAAAGAGCACUGUUUUCCUAUAUUUUCUUAUUAUUCUUCAAAUUACAGUUCACAGUUGAAAAAAACCUUGUUAGUAUUCUUUAUUUAGUGGCUCCCCUAUUUCCCCACUCCAGACCAGCUAAUAAUUUUUCAUCAAUACUGAAGCUCACAAGUCCAGUUGAUCCAAGCUUGCUUUAACCAAAACCAGGGAACUGCAAAUAUAACUGGAUUAACCUGUCUUUGCAUUUCCAGAAGUUAAAAAAAACAAAAAAAACCCAGCAGCAGCUCUGAGCUCAAGCUAUACCUCUUAAGUUUUCAGAGAAAGAAGCUGAUGCUCACAAGAGACCUCUACUCACUAAACCAUCUCAAAAUACAAUUUCUCUUCUGGAACACUGUGCAGUGGGUCAGUUAUGUCAGGCAUUUGUAUCCAUGCCAUUCCUCAGGGACCAAGUGAGUUUUCUGUAGCACAAGAGUUACAAAAGCAGAUAAAUAAACUUGAAUAGAUUCUGUUAACAUAAUGUAGUGUUUUACAGCCUAGAGGAGUCAGUGGGUUUAAAAAAAUGCAGUUGUCUCUAAGGCCAUUUUUGGGUUUUUUUGUACAGAUGGCUGACACCAGGGACAGCUCCUGGACUGUUAUUUAUUUUGUGCAAUAAAAGUAAUCUUCAAGUCCCGUGUUAUAACACAAUGAUAUACUCUACUUUCUCAGAAUCAGGGUUAUUUUUGAAAGCAGACAAGUCAAAGGGAACAGAGACCAUCUGCCUCUGGCUUCCCCUCAGGAGCUGUUGUUGAAGCUGUGAGGGCCUUCAGCUCCUGAAGUGUUCACCUUGAGACUCCUACACCUUUGAAAAAUGAUCCUCCCUGGAAGUGUGCAGGAUUUACUUGACUGAAAUCAGAAGAAUCAACACAAUUGGCUUGUUUUAAAUAGCUUAUUUAGAAAACAGAGAACUGGAGAAGCAAAACUCCAAAAAAGCCCCACCUUCUAGUUUAUUAAAUCUGCAAUUUUUUAAACUAUCUUUAUAAAAACUACUGGAAUAUCUGGAAAAGACCUGUUGAGCUUAUGUGCAAAGACCUUUAAACACAGCAGGAGGUUUGUUACAGAAGAAGUGUGUGAAUAGCACACAUGGAUCUCAGCUGUAGAGCACCCAAAGGGUUGGAGACAGUAGCACAGGAAUGACUUGUCUUCCUAGUUCAGCACACAUUCCGAGUCAUGUCCCCACUUACAGCCAGUCAUUGCACACAGUCCAAAACAGGAGCCCAGAAAACACCCUAAAUUCUCCCAAAUUCACUUUGUUUCCAUACAAAGUGAAAACCUGGUAUUUCAGUCUAUGCUGUUCCUUCUGCCUUUCUUUUCUUGGCUGAAGUCUUCUUUCCUCCUUUCUUAGCACUGUUCCCGUACUUUGCUUCCAGCUGGGCGAGAAAGUUAUCCAUUUGCUUUUCUCGAUCCUUGCUUCGGCUCUGGGGAGGGGGAAAAGAGCACCAACCAAACUCAAACCUUUUGUAACUUCCCAAUACAGGUUAUCCUUAUUAUUGAAGUUUGACAGCUAUACAAAAUCUUGGACUAUAUAAAACAGUAAACACAAGCUACAGAAAGUUUAGUAUCAUUAAACCUCCCUGUGAAAUAGUCUAAAACUAGAAGAUACUGCAUAAGUACCCCAAAUAUUUAACCCUUGUAAAUUUUUAAAAAGACACAGGUAAUAAAAUCUAUACUGUACUUUGAUUCUAAUUAAAUUAAAGCACAUAGUUAACAUUAAGGCCAGGUUUUAACCUCAGGAAUUCAGAAGAGUUGCAAGGAUCCAAAAUCAAUGACGCUCAGGGAAAACACAAUUGUAAGCCAGUAACAAAGUUAUCUGCAACAAACAGAAGAAGCCUUACUUUAAUCAGCGCCUGCAAGUCAUUUCCUUCACCAAGGCCCAGUUCAUCUUUAGACUUUUUUGCCUCUUUAGCUUCUUUUUCUGCCUAAAAGAGCAAAAGAGGUUUCUUUAAAGAAGUAUUUUGCAUGUUAUCUGAGCAAGUCUUAGAGGAGUUAGCAAAUUCUUUUUUGGGCAUCUGUGCACAAAUAGUUGCAGGGAAGUGCAAAGGUUUUCCAAGGUUUCCCACAGAUAAGGAAUCAGGCAAGGGAAGCCCAUUCUGGUUCCACCAUUUAGCAGAGCAGGAAGUUUUUCUGCUCUUCCACAGGUGUUUGUCCCUGUCCCUCUUCCCAUAUCCUUCUCUUUUUUUUUGUCUUGGUAGAUACUACAUUAAGUCAAUGUGCAUAUAACAUUCUACAAAGUGUCCAUUUAGGUCAGAGCAGUUUCACACCUGCCAGAAGUCAACCAAAACGUAUUUUCACCACUUGCUUGUUUUUGGUAACUCACAGCUUUGUAGGUAACUGCAGGGACACGCUAAACUGUAAUAAGCCAUUGUGUAUAAUAAGGAAAUAAAGAAGUAGAAAAGCC